Messenger RNA from Ruditapes philippinarum (Manila clam), 1097 nucleotides. RefSeq lists its product as uncharacterized. Lineage: Eukaryota; Metazoa; Mollusca; Bivalvia; Venerida; Veneridae. Bases 100 to 984 code for a protein of 294 amino acids. The transcript is spliced from 8 exons. The record is from RefSeq and is a predicted model, not a curated record.
GAAUUGAACUUUCUCCUUUAAAAAUUAUUAAAUAAACACUUACAUUCACCAACAAUCAUAAAUUGUUCAUUUCCGUAGAGAAAUUAGGAUUUUGUGCGUAUGAAUUUUAUUCAAAUCAUUUUGUUGAUUUUUAUGGAAAAGAUGGGACUGUUCAGAAUAACUGGUAUCGUCGCAGCUGUUAUAAUUGGACUUACGGAUGGAAGUCCAGCUGGUAUGGACACUUGUUCUCAGUGCGAAAACAUGAUUGUUUCUGUAAACUCGAUGGUUGAUGAGCAGACGAGAAACCAAAUCUUGGACACGAUAUGUGAGGCUUACUCUGUCGAAAGCCGGGAUAAAUGUACAGAAUUGAGUAGACUCUCUCCUUCCAAACUAUGCCAGCAGUUUGGUCAGUGCAAAUCAACCAGUCUGAAGUUCGAUCCUCGCUCAGAUUUUGUCCUUGAACCACACACCACAGAUGUUUCCAGUCUGCCGUGCAUUAUUUGUGAAAACGCAAUGAAGAUAGCCGAAGACUUCCUAAAGUCGAAGGAGCAUCAGAAAUUUCUCUUGAAUGCCUUGAAAUCAGUAUGUCACAUGAUACCGUUCUUCAAGCAACAAUGUUUGUUCUUGGUUGACUCUUACGGUCCUCUGUUAGUGCAAUUAGCCGUUCAUUUCCUUACACCAGAAUCCUGCAAGAUGUUCCAUAUCUGUCCUGGAGUUCAAGUUGAAGCAAUUCAGGAUGAGUGCACACUAUGCCGAUAUGGUGUCGGUAUAAUCUAUGAUACGGUUCAAGAUCCGGCUCUAGAAACAAGAAUCCAGGAUCUCGCCGAAGACAUUUGCGAAAACUAUGUCGACGAUAUCAGCGAGUGUGUAACAUCUGCUCACGACCUGACACAGCGUCUUCUGCCGAUUGUCACAGAACUUCGCCAUUCGGAUUCUUUCAAGCAUAUUUGUGAGAGAACAGACAUAUGUUCUGCGGAAGAAAACGUUGAUGUCAUGAUUGACUAACAGUGACAUAGGGAAAGACUAUGGUGACUUCCAUGGUUCUACAAAAGGCAUAUCUUGUUAUAACUAUUAUGUAUGGACAUUUGCAGAUUCUGUAAUAAAGUUCUUUAUCUAUA